This is a messenger RNA of Ochotona princeps (American pika), 804 nucleotides long. RefSeq names its product USP6 N-terminal-like protein. NCBI's taxonomy places the organism in Eukaryota, Metazoa, Chordata, Mammalia, Lagomorpha, Ochotonidae. The transcript has 5 exons. Bases 247 to 804 code for a protein of 185 amino acids. The record is from RefSeq and is a predicted model, not a curated record.
UAGGAGGGACACUCCAGGACAGCACACAGAAUCCACCUGCCUAACAUAUACACACCUGCUCAGUGCCUAACCACCAGGCGGCACCAGUGCACGCUGUUAGAAUGGGAGAAAUGAACCCAUUCUAACUGCUGAGUGUGGGACAGGACAGUCACUCUGGGUCAUUGCUAGGAGGAAUGUGCAGGGGUUCCAGCACUUGGAGCACACCACAAAGAUAACACUCACCUUCCAUGUGAACACACACCAGACAUGCACACUUCCCCAGCGAUUCGGAAGCGCAGUCUCCUCUCUCUCUUUUCUAGACAGCAAGCUUUAUUCCAGGUCCUUUUGACUUACUCCUACUAUGACCCCGAGGUGGGCUAUCGCAAGGGCCUAAGCCAUCUAGCGGCAAUGCUACUUAUGUGGAUGGGCGAAGAAGAUGCCUUCUGGGCCCUAGUACAAUUAAUGGAAGAUAAAAAAUAUGGGUUGAGAGAUGUCUACAAGCCCGGGUCAGGGACACUGGAAGACCUGCAGAAGCGUCUGCAACAUGUCAUACACCAGGCACUCCCUGCUCUUGAAAAACACCUGGAGGAGCAAAGCAUAUGCCUUGGGAGCAUCACCAAGCACUGGUUUACACAAUGUUUUCUGGAGAUUGUGCCAUUUUCACUGGCGAUUAGAUUGUGGGACUUAUUCCUACUGGAGGGGCAGCAGAUGCUCACCACAAUGGCCUAUACAACACUGAAGGUGCAUCAGAGUAAGUUCUCAGGGACUGAAGAGGCCAGGGCAUUGGGGGUAGAGGAGCCAGGAUCCCUUGCUGAAGCUCAGUGA